GUGCAGCGAGAGGGAGGUGAAUAGCUGCGGUGCGUCCAGAUUCCCAAAGACCUUGUUUGGACACCGCUUUUGCCGCCGCCAUCUUAGCAGGCUUUCGCAACUUCAAUCUGGGGCGGGUUUUGCCAGCCAGUCCCGCCUCUGCGGUGACCUCACGCGCCGCAGGUUCAGUCCCCACGCGCUCGGCUCCUGGCGGCCGGGCGACAGCGGCGCUGAGGGCCCGGGAUGCCAGCCUUGCUUUUCCUGCCAUUGCUGUAGCCCCCGUAGGGCGAAGGCAGGUAAACGAGGGCGAGGCGUUCUCUCCCUUCCUCUCCCGCUUCUCGAGACACCUUCAAAACAGCUGAAGGCGGAGGGAGCAGUUUGAGGAGACUUCACGCCGCGCCUAGUUCACCUUGCGAAGCUGGCUGCUGCUCCUACUCUAGUAUUACUACUGCUGGUGUUGCGGGGAAAUAUGGAGAGCGCUUGGGUGGGCUGGAGACAGAGCCGCGUGCGAAGCGUCGGGGCUGAAAAAAAAAUCCAACGAGGCCUCCGAAAGUGAAGCAACCCCGAAGAGCAGGCACGUGAAGCGGGAGUUCCCGUCCUUCUGCCUCUUUUUGCGGCCGCCUGGUUUGGGAGUAUGGCUUUGCGUUUGUCAGAUAAGAAUCUAUAAGUUACAUUUUCCGAAGUGGUGAAUGAAUAUGGAUAUUUACACGUAUGUCAGCACAAAGAAUCUCUCUUCUUCAGCCAAUAUGUCCAGUCUUCUUUCAAGCCGAUUUGGGUACCAGAUGAACUUAACCAGCGAUUCUCCCUCUAUGUCAAUAAGUAAACUUUUUCCAGCCUUGUUACAAUGCUUUGGCAUAAUCCUUUGUGGCUAUAUAGCUGGAAGAGUUAACAUAAUCACAUCAACUCAGGCCAAAGGACUAGGAAACUUUGUCUCCUGCUUUGCACUCCCUGCUUUAUUGUUUAAAAACAUGGUUGUACUGAAUUUUUCCAAUGUGAAUUGGUCCUUCCUGUGUAGCAUCCUGGUUGCCAAAGCAUCUGUGUUUUUAUUAGUCUGCAUUUUAACAUUGUUGAUAGCAACUCCUGAGAGGCGGUUUAGCAAAGCUGGACUCUUCCCUAUUUUUGCUACUCAGAGCAAUGACUUUGCACUGGGAUAUCCUAUAGUUGAAGCUUUAUAUCAAACUACAUAUCCUGAAUAUCUCCAGUACAUCUACCUGGUUGCACCAAUAUCUCUUAUGAUGCUAAACCCCUUAGGAUUUAUCUUCUGUGAAAUCCAGAAAUCAAGAGACAAUCAUAACCUUUCUCACAGUAAUAUCAAGAUCGUGGGACUUGGGCUUCUUCGAGUGUUGCAGAACCCAAUUGUAUUUAUGGUCUUCAUAGGAAUUGCCUCAAAUUUCAUUCUUAAUCAAAAGAUUCCUGAAUAUUUAGAAAACUUCUUUGAUGGACUUGCCAGUUCAUUUUCUGGCUCAGCACUUUUUUAUCUGGGCCUCACUAUGGUGGGUCAGUUAAAGAAACUGACAAAAAGUACAUUUGUUGCGCUGAUUCUUCUCAUCACAGCUAAACUACUGUUGAUGCCACUUCUAUGCCGGGAAAUGGUGGAACUGUUGGACACCAGUGGCAGCUUGGUCAACCACACCAGUUUAUCAAACUAUGCAUUUCUCUAUGGCGUUUUUCCAGCAGCUCCUGGUGUAGCUAUAUUUGCAACACAGUUUAACAUGGAAGUUGAAAUUAUAACCUCUGGUAUGGUGAUCAGCACUUUUGUCUCUGCCCCUAUCAUGUAUGUUUCUGCUUGGCUAUUGACCAUCCCAUCUAUGGAUCCAACUAGACUGGCAUCUGCAAUCCAAAAUGUUAGCUUUGAUAUUAGUAUUGUCAGUCUUGUCUCUUUGGUAUGGUCCCUUGCUGUUAUUCUUCUGAGUAAAAAGUACAAGCAGCUUCCUCACAUGCUUACAACUAACUUACUUAUUGCUCAGUUUGUAGCUUGUGUUGGAAUGGUAAUGUGGAAUUUCACUAUAAAGGAGGGAAGUAUCAUUCUGCAGAUCCUUGUGUUCAUCUUCCUGUAUAGUUCACUUUAUAGUGCUUUUUUGUGGACAGGUUUCUUAUCUUUCUCACUGCUGCUUUUGAAAAGAAGAGAAGCCAUAAAGAUCCCUGUUCUGUUUGUUGUCAUAGCUGGCUGGGGCAUCCCAGCAGUUCUUGUGGGAAUCCUGCUAAUAGCUGGUAAACGCUCUGAUAAUAUCAUUGACUCUGCGUUUUUUUAUGGAAAAGAUCAGAUGAUUAUCACAGCAGUAAUUGUAUUUGUCAGCAUAUUGAUAUCCGGUGUAUCACUCAUGUGUAUGAACAGAUCUGGAGUGGAGGCCAACUAUGAGGCACUGAAUCAACAUUCCCAGCACAGUCAAACAGAGGAAACGGAAAGGGAAGUGAAUGAGCCAAGUAGCUCUCCAACCAGCACUUCUCACAGCACAUUGGCAGACUCUUCAAUAGAAAAAGAGUGCUGUGCGUGCCAAAAGCCAAAUGGAGGGUUAUGCUGUUCUGAAGGAGAACCAAGAUUUAGUACUAGGGUCAAUGAUAACUGCACUCCGUCAAUUGAGACAGCAAAUCGGUGUUUAAGUCCAUGUAGUUCUCGGAGCUGUGUAUUGGCCCAGGAAGAGCAGAUUCUGCAAACUGGAGACAAACAGCUGGCUAGACAUGUGUUGCUCUGCUUGCUUCUGAUUGUGGGCCUCUUUGCUAAUCUAUCCAGCUGUUUGUGGUGGUUGUUCAACCAAGAGCCUGGAAGACUGUAUGUGGAACUGCAGUUCUUUUGUGCUGUUUUUAAUUUUGGUCAGGGAUUCAUUUCUUUUGGAAUUUUUGGUUUAGACAAACAUUUAAUUAUUCUUCCAUUCAAAAGGAGGCUUGAAUUCCUCUGGGGUAAUAGAACAGUGGAACGGAGUGAAUCCUCUGUACCUGAGGAAGUCCGGAUGACGUGCCAACAAUUUGUUAAUUACCACAAAGAUGUGUGUGUAAGGAACAUUGUCAAAGACAGAAGUUAUUCAUCUUGGCUUGCUCUAACUCCUAGAACACAUGCUUCCUAUAAGAUAAGCAGAAACACUCACUAUCACAGGUGUGGCACAAAGACUGUGACUGGGGUCUUCUAUGGCUGUGACCUGGUAAACUGGCUCAUUGAAGUUGGCCUUGCCUUAGACCGUGGGGGAGCUGUGGUGUAUGGAGACAGACUGGUGAAAGGAGGCAUCAUCCAGCAUAUUGCCAAUGAAUUUGAGUUUCGGGAUGAACAGUUGUACUAUCGCUUUGUACCCAGGAGAUAUGCAACAAAAGAAAGCAGUGGAAAUGAGGAUGCACUUAGAAGCUAGCCAGAAAGGGUUUGUUUGAACUCUUUGCUAAUACUUAGUUCAAGCUCUCUUCUAUGACGUUCUCUCCAUGAUAAUAUGGUUCUGUUUGUGUCCUACCCAAAGAUAAUUAUGUCUCAUGUGUUGAAUACUAACUGAGUCAUUUCAGGGAAUUAAUUUAAAUCAUGAAAAUUCAAAGUUGUAAUAUGUUGAAUAAUCAGUUUUGUUUUUUGUUUUCUAAAUAACAACAGCUUCAAAAUAGUUUUCUCUCCUUGCCUGUGCAAACAGUGCUGUCCAAAAGUCCGCUCUUGAGGAAAGGGUUGUGUUCUCUCUUCAGGUUAAUUCGUUUUUGUAUCAUGUGAUGCACUGACAAAAAGAUCAGAUAUUAAAACACAAUUUGGUUAGUCUGUUAUUUCCUUUUGAAGAUAAAAUCCUCUAUUUGUGCUGACAUAAUGACUGUGAAGAUUGAUGUGGUAUCUGAGGAUUAGAACUGAGAAAACAAGCAGAUUUUUGCUGUUAGUAGUUCUUGUUCUUGGGUGAGCAAGCCAUUCAUUUUAUUUAAAGAACAAAAAAUAGUCUGCAAUCCUGUGUACUAUCAGACUGCUUAAAUCCAAUUGAAAUCCAUGGGAUUUAAAGCUGAUGCAUGCAGCAUUUGCUGCCUAAGCAUAAUUUGUUUUCCUAGCUUCAUAUAUUGUUCUGAAGUGAGUGACUUAUAACUACAGUACUGAAAACAGAGCCAUUUGUUUUUACAAAUAAAUAGAUUCUGACUUCAGUUGAUAUAUGUGAAGUUAUGGUUACUUUGCACCUCUAAAUUAGACCAAAAGCCUAUAAAGACCAAAUACUUGAAUUAGAUUUGAGUAGUACCUUCAAUAUGCAACUUAAAGAAUUUAUUAAUAUUUUGUUGGGAAGCCUUGCAAUAUGUAUUUGAAGAACUGUCUUCACAAGCUCCUUAAUGAAUAAAAUCCCAACAAAUUCAAUAAACCCUUUCUCAUUGCAACUUCUCUAUUUUUUAUGCUUGUGCUUUUUUGUGUACAUAAAGGAGCGCUGAAUUUUAAAGAUGUCUUAUUUUUUACUCUUAAGAUAUUCUAUUGUGACCAUUUUAUUGACGUUUUUAAAAGGCAAGAGGAGUGUUAGAACACUUUUUUCUCACUCUAUUAACUGGAAGAAACAAUUUGUCACGUGACUUUGUUUCUGUAUCUGUAAUCUGUUACUUUGCCUAACCUUUAACUUUUUUUUUAGAUGGUGUGUGUGUGUUGUAGAGGUACGGAUGAUGUUGAAAACAGGUUUUUUGGACUUGUGGCUCUUUUCCUCUGGAGUAGGAGUCAGGGCUAGUAGCCUAAUCAACAUUUCAAUAACCAUUGCAUGUACAUGCAUGAGAAAUGUACAGAUAAAGCACUUGUUUUUGCUGUCACACAUGUAAUCCAUUUUAUGUCAACCUUGCACAUGAAUUGACUGACAGUGCUUCUUCUGUAAGGUAUACAAACGGGCCUAUCUUUCACAAAUGUAAAAACCUGUAUUUUGUAUAAAGUGUGGUAUUAAUCUGAUCUGCAGCUGAACUGGCAGGAGUGCUCCUAUUACAUUUCAAAAGCCAAUCAUGCAUUUGUCGAAUUUGAGAAUUAUGGAGAUGUGUUUUGGAACUAGUUGGUAUUUUUGCAUUCUCCAUGUUGCAGUUUCUCAAUAAAUCCAGAUGUUUUAUAUUGUUGUCCUGGACACUCCUUUUCAGAGUUGAAGAAAGCUCCUGCAUACAGCCUUAUGUCCAGCACAAUUACUUAUAGUGGGACCUGCUACUUUUGCACACUCACCCAGUUGAUAUUACCAAAGUUUAGAUAAUACUAGGGUAAUGCUUAGGUUAGACCAAGUGAUAAUAUGUGAGCAUGGCCGUGGUCAGUAACGAGGGGAGUUGUAGUCCAACAACAUCUGGAGGACCACAGGUUAGCCAUUCCUGUGUGAGAUAAUGUUUGGAUACUAAUGGCAUAUCAAGCACAAAAACGUGGCAGUUAUUACAGUGGUAGACUAUUCACUUCUGGAGCUUAUGACAUUCAGGCUCUAGUAACAAUUGAUAUACUGUACUCAACCCAAGAAAACAUACUGUCUGUCCCAUAUAAAAUAAUCCAAGUGUUCUUGUUACUGCAAAUGGAAUAGAAGGGGGGUAGUAACUUUUGUGAAUUCCUCUAGCCCCUGAAGUUUCCCUUCAGCUUUCUCUUCAUUUAAAUGUUUUAUAUUAUACUUUAGCUCUUAACCUGUUCACAUUUUCUUUUCCGCAUCUAAUUGAGCAUUGUGAAGAUACAGGAUUUCCCAGUAGUUAUCAAAUUAUAUUGCCAAUAAUUAAACUGUACUGGGGUCAGUGGUGGUGUCUGGGCAGUAAGACAGCUUCCUGCUGGAUUUAGGCUUUCAGCUGGAGGAUAUGCUGUGAAGCUGCAUGAUAGGAUAGUAGUUAGGAUAACAGUCAAAAGAAUUACUAGCUACCUUAAUUUUGGGAAGCACUUUGCUUGUUUAUAAACCACAAGUACUUCUGGUUCGUAUAAAUGACAAGUAGAAGGAGGUUUGAGUGUCCCUCAGUUUCAGCUUUUUAAUGAGGCUUGUAAUCUGAAACAACUACUUCCAAUUGUUAAAGGUAAUUAUGAAGUGAAUUGGGUGGGAAUGGAAGCACCCAGACCACAAAUCUUGAUUAGAGCUUUGCCUUUUAAUAAAUUUAACCCAUUUAAAUUGCAAGAACUUUUAAACCCUUAUCCUAAGGUCACCAUUAUGAUUUGGAAAAGAUGUACAACUCUUUUAACUCCUUUGGACUUGCCCCCUUUCCCAUUCUUGGAACACUCCAGGUUUCGAAACCCAUUCAAAUGUAAUCAGUAUAAGCACUGGGAAUCAAAGGGGCUUUAUAAAUUAUUGGACUUGUUUGUGAAUGGUAACCCCAGCACAGAAGAGCAAAUGCAGCUCAAGCUUGGUGGAAUACAGCCGCCUUGGCUCCAUAUAGCACAAGUUAGAUCGUUUGCUAAAUAUAUUCAAUGCACACAAAGGCCACCUCGACAGAUGACCUUCUAUGAGGAAUUGUGUGUAAAGUUCUAGUAGCAACUUAAAGGGAAUGAUUUCUUUAAUAUAUAAAGGUCUUUUGUCAGCUUGUGUUGGGAUGGCUUUGGGUUUGAAGUUGCUGUGGGAAGAUGAUAUAGGCAAAGAAAUAGUUAAUAUUUGGAAUGGUCAGUAGCAGAGACCUCCUUUUUACGCCAUUUUGGCAUGGGUGAAAGAAUCCUUGUUGAAAGCAGUAUGUUUAUGGUACUGUGCCCUACAUGGAAUUAAUCCAACCAUCACACCUGAUUGCUGGUGAGGUGUGCAUACUUCUACAUGUGGUGGAUGUGCCCAGUAAUGGCAGCAUUCUGGACCAGGGUGUUCCAGGAAAUUAUGGCCGUAGUUGUUCAAAUUGUGCCUCCGAAGCCAGAUACAGCCCUACUGUCUAUCACACCACGAGAAAUGUAAUGUUUCUUGUAUAAAGGUUUGCUUUUAUUCUAUUAGCAGCGGCCAAGCGGGUUGUAGCCCAACACUGGUGCUCUACUUUGCCCCUUACAAAAAAUUUUUGGUGGCAAACGGUUUGGUAUCUUGCUCUUAUCUUGCAUCUGACACAUCAAAGUCAUUGGAUCAAGGGAUCCCACUGAAGCACAUUUUUGAAGGAUGAUACAUGGAUGCUAUUACAAUCGGCCUUCUGGAUGGGUGUGAUUCAGAUGUGAUGGUUUUUGGAGGAGUUCUGCUGUAUUGAUGUCAUUGGGCUCUGGUGUUAAACUGAUGGUGUACUGUGUCUCCUGGGCCCUUUGUUACUACAUUUCCCCCCUUUCCCCGGACAUCUGUGACUGUUUUGUUUUAUUCUUGUUAUUGUUCUAGUGUUUGUAUGUUAU
This is a messenger RNA of Rhineura floridana, 7174 nucleotides long. RefSeq names its product G protein-coupled receptor 155 (gene GPR155). The transcript is spliced from 17 exons. Bases 669 to 3317 code for a protein of 882 amino acids. Lineage: Eukaryota; Metazoa; Chordata; Lepidosauria; Squamata; Rhineuridae. The record is from RefSeq and is a predicted model, not a curated record. Gene Ontology annotation, cellular component: membrane. Gene Ontology annotation, biological process: transmembrane transport; intracellular signal transduction.